This is a messenger RNA of Hyalella azteca, 2092 nucleotides long. RefSeq lists its product as uncharacterized. NCBI's taxonomy places the organism in Eukaryota, Metazoa, Arthropoda, Malacostraca, Amphipoda, Hyalellidae. The coding region runs from base 68 to 562 and encodes 164 amino acids. The transcript has 5 exons. The record is from RefSeq and is a predicted model, not a curated record.
CAGAAUACUGGAGAGGGCCAAGCUUAGGUGCCAACCGGAGCUAAAAUUCAGUGAAUAACCAGACGUCAUGCACCGAGCGUUCAUCCUGCUGGCGGUGGUGCACUUGCUGAGCGAAGUUUGCAGCGACGACGCGGGGCGGCAGGGCAAUGCAGACAAUUUAGAAGACUUGCCUGUUGAACUGGAACAUUACGGUGCUAAGGCGCGUCUUUUCCUGGGCACGUCUACCAACACGCGCGUGGUGACGCUCACGAGCUCGACGGUGGCGGUGUGCGUUACGGCCAUCAGCGCCUCAACUUGCUCUGGCAGGAAGAGGCGAAGUGCCUUAAAAAAUAAAAUAAAGCGGAACAUCCCUAAAAUAAUGCCGCUUGAUGGCACCCCUGACCUGGCACCUUCCUUGGCAACUCGUGGCUAUGAUGACGGCAAGAAAAGCGGCCGCAUCUUGUUCUACCCUGCCACCAUCUUCACUACUCUCACCUUCACUUCCUUUGUUGACAUUGGAAGGACCGCCACCGUGUCUCUGGCAUGUACUCCUUCUGGGCAGAACAUCAAUUUCUGUGGUUGAAUUUAAUACCGAGUUCCUGAGUAAAUGUUUGUAACUCUUAUGCUGACAACCGUUUCCAUGAAAUACUGCCAAAUGUUACCGGUUCUCGAGUGAUCAUGAUUUUUGCAUGGUGACCAAUAGUGCGAAGCUCGUGUCAUAAAAAGACAAUUUAUUACAAUGUACCAGUGGGGGAAUACUCGUAUUUUGUUAAACGAAGGGACAGCUGCAUGACGAGAUUAUUAGCGGACUUUACGGAGGCAUAUUUCACGAAGAAUCUAAAACCACAGUGUUUUAUUCUUGUCUGGCUUUUAUAUGCGAUAUGAGAAGCAGCUGUCUAUAAAAACUCCUACGACUAGCCAUCAUCUAACAUUAUCUGCAGAAUGCAUCGGCUGUCCUCCACUAUCAGUCUCUGUCUAUCUGCCGUUGCAUUCCAAUGAAUUAAAUUAAGCAGCAAAGAUUACCGAAAAGUUCCGGGUUUCUCGUUAAAGCUCUCGUGGCCUUAAUUGCUCGACUAAUUAUUAUUUUGAUGCUCAUUACCAUUGUUGAUUUUUUCUGACCUCGUAAAACUCAAAACCAGGAUACAUAUUUUUUUUAGCGAAGCAAUAAGAAGUUUGAGGAUCAAUGAGCUUGAAACUUUUAACCCGGUGACGCAUAAACAUCGCUAUAAUCCAGUCUUGAAUUGCAUCGAAUCAGGUAUACGAGUUAGAAUUCAUACCAUAUGCACUGAUUUUUAACGCAUAGUUCAUAAUUUUGUUGAUCAUAGAGUUGAAUGUAUCUUCUCGAGAACCAAAUGCACCUUUCAUGAGUGUACAUGAAUUUUUUAGGUUAAAACUUGAACUAAUUAUACACGUUUUUUAAUUUCUAUGAAUUAUCACAACCAGAAGAACCGCAACAUGCAACGCUGAUUAUAGUUUACAACCUAGAAUACAUACUAGUGUAAGCAACCCCAAGAAUUACUCAUUAUUCUGUAUAUUGGCCGUGUAGUGGUCGUUAUAUAAAAACUAACACACGUUGGAGGGAGAAACAAUUACAUAUCCUACUACGAGCUAUAUAGGAUAUAAUUGCACUCAUUUCACGAUUUUUAUGCUUACUGAAGCCAAAAUUAGCUUUGGAAAGAACUGUCGCAUUAGCGCGUACAAGUUUGCAUGGGAUGUUUUUCGUGGUGUUCAGAAUGAAAUCCUGGGGGGCGAUCAAGUUUGACAGUGAAUUUUCUUCAUAAAAGUUGGAAACAAUCGUUAUAAGAAGAAAAUCCAUGUGCCUUUCAUUGCGAUACCACACUGCCUGCUGGAGGGGCGACCUAAGCUCUGGAUUGACAGGAUACUGAUUACUUACAUUCCCAACUCACCUCUCUGAAAAAACUUUACAUAUGUUCUUCUUCAUAUUUAUACUGCGCUAGCCUCAUCAAUUCGCAACUUCUUAAGCUCUAUUUUGCACGAGUAAAACUUUUUCGUUUACAAGAUAUACUCUGGAUUAUGUUAGAUUCCUUGCUUGUUUUAUGUCCCGCAAAAGGCCAAAAAAAAAAAAUUCCUCUGAUAAGCAGGUAAUAAUUUG